AUGUCGGAUCCUUUAUCUAUCACUGCCAGCAUAAUCACGCUCAUACACGUCUCCGUCCAAGUGACUGUACUGAUCAGCCAGUUCUGCAAUGAGGCGAGCGCCGUGGAUACGACGCUGGCUGGCCUUCUAGGCGAUGUCGAAGGGUUCAAGCGAGUACUCGAGUCUAUGAAGGAGACUAUUAACCAGAACGACAUCAAAUCAAACUUGCAAUCGACUGGACAUACAGGCAGCCACUGGAAAAACCUCGCGCGCUCGUUGAACGAUGGCACCGACACCUUGAAGAAGCUGCACGACCUCCUGGAUAGUGUCAACAAGAAGACAUCACUGCUUGAUACUCAGCGGAAGCUAAUCCGGCUGAAGAGCGCUUCUGGACAAAUUGCGCAAUAUCGGGAGCAGAUCCAAUCUUCUCACACUGCACUUCAGCUUUCGCUUAGCACAAUCAUCCUUUGGAAUCAGGUAACCUUUCAGAGAUCGACUGAAGAGAUACCAGAUAAGAUCGUCCCAACAUUAGACAAGCUCUACGAUGAAUUCCGCUCAUUUGGCGCCCUUCUUAAUGCGAAAAUCGAGAAAUUGCAAGUCGUAGUUGUAGACCCGAAUGACCCGGACGACUACAAUCUCCAAUACAUGACCAAUUUACGGGAGUGUGUUCGAUCAGCCGCCGACGUUGUGUCAACCGCAUCAACAAACUUCAACGUAGAUUCAAACGACAAGGCUCCCGGCAGGUGUGGCUCUGAUUUUGGCGACAUAUUUAUCAAAGAUGCCAAUGAACCUAUGCUGCGCUGGUUCGCCUCAAAUACCGUAUACGAAUACGAGGAUGUGGAAGCUCCCAUACCCGCUCCUCCCGACGCUAGCACUGGUGAUGCAUUGAUUGAGUACCAUUCAGAUACUGACUCGGAUAUCGAGAACGAUAUGAUUAGAUCUUUGUUCAAAGAAGGCAAGAGACGUCAAGGGCAAGGUGAUUUGACGGGUGCGGUUCGUCGUUUCCAAAACUGCUUAACGAGGUUUUCUUCAAACGCGAGUUAUGCAUCGCUCACAACAGCACAAAUAUUGACGGUAUGCGGCGUGUCAAAGGUCGAACUGCUGGAGAAUAUCACCGAUUGCUAUCGCGCAUUAGGCUUAUGGGCCGAAGCAAAAGCAAUAAUGGAGGUGAAAUUACAGAUCACCGAGCAUCAAGUGGGUAAAAAAGACGCACUCUAUUUGAAGGAUACUAUGAAGCUCGCCGAGAUUAUGAUGAAGAAUCAAGACUAUGUUGACGCUCACCUUCAAGCUCGUCGGUCCCUUCGAGGAUUCAAGAAACUAGAAGACGAGGAAGAGGCCUAUGCAGCUUUACUUUCAGGCCAUGCAAAGGAUGUGCAUCGUUCGACUCCAAAGUCCCAGCCCGCCGAAUUGGAUCCAGAUAUCAUUCAGCAACAACUUCCAUCCGCCCUAGCCUUACAAGUUGAGCCAAAUAUUGCUAUCAGCACGACGAAACAGAAUGAUAAAACAAUUCCACAAUCACAUAAGCCUGUAGAAGAGAAUCUUCCACACGCGGAAACCGAAAUUGUAGCGUUUGGAGGUGAGGACGACCAACUACACCAUCCUAAGAAACGUGUCGAAGCCCCCCUCCCACAUGUGAAGUCUCAUUCCCCAGAAACAAGACUCAUGGAAGCAAAAGACGAUAAAAGUAAGAAGCUGAAUCAACAGAGUUCAAGUUUCUCAGAGAUCCAGCCUCCUACACUCGACACAACUGAAGAUCUUGAAAGA
Bipolaris oryzae ATCC 44560 is the source of this 1743-nucleotide messenger RNA. RefSeq lists its product as uncharacterized. Gene Ontology annotation, molecular function: protein binding. The transcript is spliced from 3 exons. The record is from RefSeq and is a predicted model, not a curated record. Lineage: Eukaryota; Fungi; Ascomycota; Dothideomycetes; Pleosporales; Pleosporaceae. The annotation marks the transcript as partial.